This is a messenger RNA of Lasiosphaeria miniovina, 1087 nucleotides long. Its product is annotated as Mss4-like protein. The record is from RefSeq and is a predicted model, not a curated record. The transcript is spliced from 2 exons. Gene Ontology annotation, molecular function: carbon-sulfur lyase activity. The coding region runs from base 145 to 687 and encodes 180 amino acids. Lineage: Eukaryota; Fungi; Ascomycota; Sordariomycetes; Sordariales; Lasiosphaeriaceae.
AUUCUCUUCAACAAACCAUGCUGUGACUGCUUUGAUCCGCAACAAGAAGCCAAAGGAUAGAAUUGCUGUCCUCCUUCCUAUCUAACUCAGAUCGAUACCCUCCUGCCCAAUCAGCCAUUGACCACUGACCAUUGACCAUUGACCAUGACUUCAAGCUUUCCCACGCCCAAGCUUAUCAAAGGCGGGUGCCUCUGUGGCGCGCUUCGAUACCGGGUUGACUUUCCCGCCGACCAUGACUUCAAGGCGUCGUCCAGCACCUGCCAGUGCACGCAAUGCCGCAAGCAGACGGCGGGCCUAUAUCUCGUCUCGCACAAGGUGCCCCUAACAGCGUUCAAGCUGAUGACGGGCGACGACGACGGCGCGUCGACGCUGAAAGACUUCCGAGCCAGCCCCACGGCCGAGCGCGGAUUCUGCACCGCCUGCGGCUCGCUGCUCUACUGGCGCCCGACUGGCGGCUCUUACACGUGCUUCACGAUCGGCACGGUCGACCCACUCUACCUCACUGGCCAAGGUGAAGGCGGAGGAUCCGAGACGGGCGGCGAGCCGGUCCCCGAGGGCGGCUACGGCCUUGCCCUUGCCAGCGGCGAGGGCUACCAUUACUGGUGCUCCAACGAAAUUCCCGGCGUCACUGACGGCGGCGUCCCCCUCCUCGGCCCCGGAAAGGGGCACAGGGUUCCGAAAGACUGAAUUGUGGUUAAAUUUGCGGAUACGAGUACAUUCAAUGCAUACAUGACGCAUGUUGUAUAUUCGGGAAUAGCUAUUCUCAUUUCCAAAUGGACAGCAGGGACACUUCUCAAUGCCAGCGGAAUCCUAAACCGUGUCUCUUUGCAGCCGCGCCCUUUCACAAUUGUGAUUAUUAUCCAACAAGACGGAACCCAAAUUGGCAAUCCCCAAACCCCGCUUGUUGCUUUAUUAGGUAGGCGGUUAAUUAUAAUUUCGUUCUUCCCCGUACGACAAUCUCGGGUACACAUCCAAAAACCUGCCGCGUUUUCUCCGUUUUACGACGUCGAUGGGCCAGCGUCUCUCGACGAGCUCGGGCUCGGGCUCGGGCUCGGCGACCUCCUGGGGGUGAUGUCGGGGCUCUCGG